AUGGCCUCGCAAACUCCUCUCCGGCCACUUCUUGGCACCGCCAGGACGUUCGUCCGCCGCUCCGUCCGCCCGUCGCAGUCGCCCGCCCAAGCCGUCGUCUCUAUGGCCGCAGCAUCGCCGUCCACCACCGACAUCGCUUCCGCCCGCCACUAUGCCACCCCCGCCCAGAUCCAUGAUACCAAGCCCGCACCGGACCCGGUCGAUGUGCCCCGAUGGAAACAGACGCCCCGCGCAAUGACGGCGCCCAUCAGGCUACGGCCCGUCAAGCCGGGCAACGAGUGGACCGUCAAUGAGGACCCGCGAAAGCUCGACGAUGCCUACACACGCAUGUUGGGCAAGAGCGCUGACACCUUCUUGUCUGAGGAGAUCAAGUGGCUGGCGGUGACGCAUAAGAGUUUCGAUCACGGAAGGCGAGGCUUCAACGACCGGCUGGCAUAUCUGGGAAAACGUAUUGUGGAGCUUCAAACAUCGCUGGCGCUGUUGAGCAUGCCUAAAGGCCCUGUCGCCGCGAGUAAGGGCGACGCCUACGGGCGUGAGCCUUUCCGGCACAGUCAGCUGGCCGGGUUUCAGAAUCUUUCCUCGAGAUCAAAGGAGAAUGUUCUGUCCAAGAACAGACUGGCCAACCUGGCUAGAGAAUACGGCUUUGAGGCUGUCAUGCGGUGGAAGCCUAAGAAGGCGGACAACCUUCAAGGCUCUGGUAUAGAUGUUGUUCUCGUACACACUUUGUAUGCCAUUAUCGGUGCGCUGGCCAUGCAGAAGGGCGGCGACGUUGCAACCAGGACGGUUAGGAGCAGGAUACUGGCCCCGCUUGGUGUCUCCAGGGCAUGA
Molecule: messenger RNA, 828 nt
Organism: Diplodia corticola
Lineage: Eukaryota; Fungi; Ascomycota; Dothideomycetes; Botryosphaeriales; Botryosphaeriaceae
Product: rnase iii domain protein
Exons: 3
Coding region: 1-828 (275 amino acids)
Biological process (GO): mitochondrial translation; RNA processing
Cellular component (GO): mitochondrial large ribosomal subunit
Molecular function (GO): ribonuclease III activity; structural constituent of ribosome
Source: RefSeq, a predicted model, not a curated record